Messenger RNA from Histoplasma mississippiense, 1329 nucleotides. RefSeq lists its product with no specific name. The coding region runs from base 1 to 1329 and encodes 442 amino acids. The record is from RefSeq and is a predicted model, not a curated record. NCBI's taxonomy places the organism in Eukaryota, Fungi, Ascomycota, Eurotiomycetes, Onygenales, Ajellomycetaceae. The transcript has 2 exons.
AUGUCAAACCAACCUUUUUCCGACAGUCGUCGUCGCCACAGUGGUCCCGGUGGCUUUAGUUCCACCGGUAGAAGGACUGCUCUCGGUUAUUGGCUUCCUCUCGCUCUCACUGUCGGCGUCGCCGCCGUCAGCCUUGCUACUUGGGUAUGGAGCGAACGCCGCGACGGUGAAGACGACGAUGAUUAUUACGAGGAUAAGGAACACCACAAACGAAGGGAUGAAAAUGUUCCAGGAGGAUUUCAACCUGGCGCUGAGAGCAGCCAGCCGGAAAGUGGAUACGCGAAGGCGACCGGGGCCCAUGAUGGAGCUCACCCGGAAGAUGCGAGUGUCAUAUCGCGAGUCCAAGGUGCAUUGCGACGAACCCCAAGUCCACAGCAACUGUUCGACGGCGCUAGCAGGAGAGUCGCUGCUGGAGUGGCUGCUGCUGGAGCUGUUGUUGGAGGUGCGUUGACUGCGAUCCGCGAAGAGGGACCGAACGAUUUUGAAGACCAUUCCCGAUGGACUGAGGAAGCGAAUUCCCGAAGUGUUCUUGCGACUGCGGGACCUCGCGCCAUGACAGGAGCAUUGCCGCCUCCAUCUGUGGCUCCAACGGCACAUGCACCUAAAACAAAGUCUAGAAAAACCGUGGCCAUCGUGGUGUCUUCUGUUGGAUUUGUGGAGGAUCAAGACGAUUCGGAAGGGCAAAUACCAGAACAUUCUAUCCUGUCCCAUCUCCCUGAAUACGUCGAACCCGAUACUGCACGAGUUUUCGUCUUGAUAUAUGCUCCUGGGUUGCAAGCUCACUCAUCCAAUUCCCCAAGUUCGUCUCGACCCACACCUUCUCUUUCCUCUUCCUACGCCAACAUUUCCCCGGAGGAGGGAACUGUAGAAAACACACAAGAUGUGUCCAGCCUCGAUAUCAUUGAACCUCGUCCUGCAGGGGAUGAUUUCGGGUCGGCGUCGCCCCUUUUCAAGGCUCUCUACAACCAAGCCCAGUCACUGGUCGACAAGGAGACAAUGAUUCUACCCUUUAGCACACCAACUGGACACGUUCACAUGCUUCGACACCUCUCUCCAGAAAUUGUAUAUAUCCAAGAAAGCAUGACCGGCAAUGACGGUGAGUCGGUUAACCAAAUUACCGCAUGGGUUCGACAAGUUGUUGUUGUAGUUGGUGCGGAGGGCGGGCGCGGUGGGUUGGUAGAUAGUGACGACGAGUCUGCAAUAGGUGCAGAUAAGAGUGAAAAAUGGUGGCAGAAAGAAGGAGUAACAGGCCUAGGCAAGCGACUUGAUGUGGUUGAUGGGCUAAGAACUGGGGAAGACUGGAGACGGCGUGUCUGUGGCCAUGACUGA